Messenger RNA from Pimephales promelas (fathead minnow), 1764 nucleotides. RefSeq names its product CLN6 transmembrane ER protein b (gene cln6b). Gene Ontology annotation, cellular component: endoplasmic reticulum; membrane. Lineage: Eukaryota; Metazoa; Chordata; Actinopteri; Cypriniformes; Leuciscidae. The record is from RefSeq and is a predicted model, not a curated record. Gene Ontology annotation, biological process: lysosome organization.
CUAAUCUUUAUGGGAUUUUGUUUGAGUAGACAAGCUUGACAUAUUCAUGAGCCAAACUAUUUUAUUUAUUAAUGUUUUGUUUUACCUUAUGAAUGAACAUAUAUCUGAAUCAAUGGUCAGAGGUCAUGCUGUAUAUUGUCAACUCAAUGGGAUUGAAUUGAAUCUUCUGGAGUCACAGCAACACCUGUGAUGAGUGUCCACGAGCGGUGGAGAGAUCAGAGCUUUCUUUUGUUCGACCCCUGCCGAUGAGGUCAAAGGUCAUUCAAAUGGUCAUAUGACAGCAGUGUGGACGAGAAGCAAGACAUCUUCAUGGUGAAAUGCCCCCCAUCAUGCGCAGGAGGCAGAACUGUGCGACGCAAGCUGCCUUCCUGACCAGACACGGGUCGAGGGAGACGGACGGCUGUCUGAGGAAAGCUCAGUUUCACAUGGACCUCUGGUGCCGUUUCACCCUCCAGAACUGGCUCCUGGACUUCGGGAGACCCGUAGUCAUGAUUGUCUGUCCUGUGGAGUGGUUCCCUUUAAACAGACCCAGUGCUGGAGACUAUUUCCACAUGCUGUACAACAUCACCACACCAUUCCUGCUGCUUAAGCUCAUAGAGCGAAGCCCGAAGACUCUGCCCCGCUCCGCCGUUUACCUGUGUAUCAUCACGUUUGUGAUGGGCUCGAGCGCACACCUGAUGGGAGACUCCAUUAACCAUCGGCUUCUGCUCAGCGGAUACCAGUUACACCUGAGCGUCAGGGAAAACCCCAUCAUGAAGAACCUCACACCACAAACCCUGAUUGACUCGUUUGAGUUGCUACAGUAUUAUGAUGAAAGUCUGGGUCAUUGCAUGUGGAGUGUUCCUCUAUUUCUCAUCAUGUUCCUGUAUUUCACUGGCUGUUUCACUAUUGUCAAAUCAGAGAGGAAGAUGCCCGUCUCUGCUUGGCUUCUGCUGGGUCCCAGUGGCCUUUACUACUGGUAUCUUGUAACGGAAGGACAAAUCUUCAUCCCCUUCAUCUUCACCUUUUUUGCCAUGACGGCUACAGUCGUGCACCAGAAGCGUAAAGGUUUUCUGCCCGACAGUAACGGACUGUUCCUGCUCUACAGUUUCUCAAUGUCACUCGUGUUAGUGACCGUCUGGGUCGUCUGUCUGUGGAAGGACACGGUGUUACGCAAGAAAUACCCAGGAGUGAUGUAUAUACCAGAGCCGUGGGCCCUUUACACACUUUACCUGAGAGACAAACACACAACGCUCACAGACUGAACGCACAGAUCACUGUCAGGGCAGAUCAUGACUGGCAUUUGCAUCAUAAACUCUUCAUUAAUGUCACAUUGUACCUUCAAAAAUUGACUUUGUGCACAGCUGGCAUCCCAUGAAUUUAUGCAAAAUUAGUCAAUUUCCAUCAGCCAAGGUCGUGCAUUCUAUUCUAUUCUUUUCUAAAUUGUCAAGAUACACUAUUGUUCAAACGUUUGGGGUUAGAAUGUUUUUUUAUUUUUUUAAGAAAUUAAUAUUUUUAGUCAGCAAGGACAGAUCACUGACAGAUAACUGAUCAGAAGUGACAGUAAAGACUUUUAUAAUAUUAAGAUUUCGAUUCAGAUCAAGGCUGUUCUUUUCAACUUUUUAUUCAUCAAAGAAUCCUGGAAGAGGGAAAAAAUCAGACCAGCUUUUUUACUGAAGGGUUUGUUAAUAUAAUUCGCCUGAUAGUAUUUUCUCUGAUUUAGAGAGUGAUAAAACAGAUAUCCAAAAUAAAUAUCAACAAAAUAAAAAAUAUUUUUGAAACCUG